AUGACCAAGGGAACGACAUCUCGCGGUACUCGCAAUGAUAAGACCCAUAUCAUCUCCCGAAUCACCGGUCGACGAGCCUACCAUCUUCAGAAGAAGCGAGACUCUCGACGAGGCCGAUUCAACUGGUCGACCAAGGCCAAGCGCCGAACUGCCCCCGGAACUGGCCGAGCAAAGCACCUCAAGGACGUGAACCGACGAUUCCAUAACGGAUUCAGAGAAGGCGUCACCGCCAAGAAGGUCCAGAACAAAAGCGCAGUAACUGUCCGUAAUUCCGAUCGGCGAAAGUUGAAAAGUCGCUUUGCCUAUUUCUUUCCCGAAACUCCGGAAGAGACGCUCAAUUCCAUGGUGCCGGCGAAGGGCGAUUUGAAAGAAAUGAAGGUGGUUACGCAUAAAGGAGAGCCAGUAACUGUAUUUACCGUGGAAGGGGAACCAACAGUGAUCGAGAUGAAAAACGGGACAUUGAUUCCUUAUCUCUACUCGCUCUGGAGCUAUGAAUUUCUGGGUGUUCCGACGCUCCAUACGACUGGAAAUGUCCUCGAACGAUUCGCCAACGGAGCCGAUUUGAUGGCACCGGGAAUAAUUCUUUCUCCUGGGGUCGGGGUGCACGAGAAAAUUGAACGGAACAAAGCCGUUUGCAUCAAAAUCGCCGGGCAAAAGCACUUCGUCGCGAUAGGAGUAGCGGAGCAAUCCACAGAGCAGCUUUCGAAGGGCUUGAGCGGCAAAGCCGUGAAGAUUGUCUCGUGCGUUGGCGAUCAGCUCUGGGCGAGUGGGAGCAAGAAGAUCCCACCCACUGAGACAGAUCCGCAGUUCAGAACGCUGACGCAAGAAGAUAUCGAAAAUUUGGAUAUCAAUGAUUGGGACUCACUUUAA
Molecule: messenger RNA, 870 nt
Organism: Oikopleura dioica
Lineage: Eukaryota; Metazoa; Chordata; Appendicularia; Copelata; Oikopleuridae
Source: the annotation of a GenBank genome assembly